This is a messenger RNA of Cuscuta europaea, 2398 nucleotides long. The record is from the annotation of a GenBank genome assembly. NCBI's taxonomy places the organism in Eukaryota, Viridiplantae, Streptophyta, Magnoliopsida, Solanales, Convolvulaceae.
CGGCUUUCGGUGGAUUAACACGUGGUGCUUCGGGUUAUAGAUUUGCAAAGUCCGCUCUCUCAGAUGACUCAUUUCUGCUAAAUUCAACGUCUACUGCAGCAGGAAGAAUCCACGCGGGAAGGAUUAUCCGAGGGAAGGCCAGAUCCAUUCUUCAUCAUCGUCUUCAUCCGUUUGAUCAUCACUGGUAGGCUGGCAGCUAAGAAGUGAGCUAAACACUCUAAUGGAGAAUUGCGUUUACAGAGACCCGAGAGCGCCUGUGGAGGCCCGGGUGAAGGACCUUCUCUCCCGCAUGACCCUCCAGGAGAAGUUAGGUCAAAUGACCCAAAUCGAACGCUCCGUCGCCACCCCUUCCGCCCUCACAGACCUCUCAAUCGGAAGUGUAUUAAGCCUGGGAGGGAGCUGGCCAUUUGAGAACGCCGUGUCGGAGGAUUGGGCGGAGAUGAUUGACGGGAUGCAGAGACGGGCGUUGGAAUCGAGGCUCGGCAUUCCGCUGCUGUACGGGGUUGAUGCCGUUCAUGGAAACAACAAUGUCUAUGGUGCCACCAUUUUCCCUCAUAAUAUUGGCCUCGGAGCUACCAGAGACCAGGAGUUGGUUCGGAACAUUGGGGUUGCCACAGCUCUUGAAGUCCGGGCCAGUGGCAGUCAGUAUACCUUUGCUCCUAGCGUAGCCGUGUGUAAAGAUCCCAGAUGGGGAAGAUGUUAUGAGAGUUUCAGUGAAGACACUGAUGUUGUUAGGAGGAUGUCAUCCAUCGUUACUGGAUUACAGGGACAACCACCAUCUGGGCACCCAUUUGGAUAUCCCUUUCUAGCAGGACGGGACAAUGUGAUCGCCUGUGCUAAGCAUUUCGUUGGAGAUGGGGGCACUCAUGAAGGUAUCAAUGAGGGGAAUACCAUAUCAUCAUAUGAGGAGUUGGAGAGUAUUCAUUUGGCUCCUUAUCUUGACUGUCUUUCUCAGGGAGUUUGCACUAUUAUGGCAUCCUACACCAGCUGGAAUGGGACCCAAAUGCACAGAAAUAAAUUUCUGCUUACAGAUGUGUUGAAGGGAAAGCUGGGGUUCAAGGGCUUCAUCAUAACUGAUUGUGCAGCACUCGACAGACUCUCUAAUCCUUUUGGAUCAAAUUAUCGGCAGUGUGUUCUAGCAGCCAUUAGUGCUGGAAUUGAUAUGGUGAUGGUACCCAUGCGUUAUGAACUGUAUCUUAAUGAUCUAAGUGGGCUGGUUGAAUCUGGGGAGAUACCAAUGUCAAGAAUUGAUGAUGCCGUUGAACGGAUUCUUAGGGUGAAGUUUGUAGCUGGACUUUUUGAGUACCCACUGAGCAAUAGGUUACUGUUGGAUAAAGUUGGUUGUAAACUGCACCGGGAACUUGCACGUGAAGCAGUUCGCAAGUCUGUGGUUCUUCUAAAGAAUGGGAAGGAUACUCUAAAACCAUUCCUUCCCUUGGACAAGAACGCCAAAUGCAUUCUUGUUGCCGGACAACAUGCAGAUGAUCUUGGGUUCCAGUGUGGAGGGUGGACUAAAACUUGGGAUGGGCGAAGUGGCAGAAUCACUAUUGGCACAACCAUUCUGGAUGCCAUAAAAGCGGCUGUUGGAGAGGAAACAGAGUUGGUAUAUGAGCAAAACCCAUCUCCAGCCACCUUUUCAAACCGAAGCUUCUCUUUUUCCAUAGUAAUCGUCGGGGAGCCUCCCUAUUGUGAAUCUGGCGGUGACAGCAAAGACCUAAUCAUUCCAUCAAACGGUUCAGAAUUGAUAAGCUUUGUGGCUGAGAGAGUUCCCACGUUGGCUAUUCUCAUCUCCGGGAGGCCAAUGUAUGUAGAAACUAGGGUUUGGGAGAGAGUAGAAGGGUUUAUAGCUGCUUGGCUGCCCGGCAGUGAAGGUGCGGGAGUGACCGAUGUCAUCUUUGGGGAUCACGAGUUCAAAGGACGUCUACCUAUGAGUUGGUUUAGAAGCGUUGAUCAACUGCCUAUGAAUCCCACCAACACAUCUUAUGAUCCUUUGUUCCCAAUUGGGUUCGGGUUGACUACUAAGAACCAUUUGGUGCUGUAGAAGUGCAGAGUGCGGAAGACAUAUAUCUCUGUUUGGGGGUCUGGUUGGGCUUCCUAAUGUAUGAAGUUAAGAAUUUAUGAACCUCUUUAAGCUUUAGCUUUCAUGGAGUAAGGUCCUGUUCAGUUGACCUUAUUUGAGACUCAAGUGACAUGUUCUUCCAUUCUGUGUAACAUUUACCCAUUUGGUAGCAUUUUGUAAUGCUUUGUUCCCUUUGUAAUUAAAUUACAAGAAACAUUCAAUUCAUGUCAUACCUAAAAGAUUCAUAGCUAGCGUUCUGUUUGUCCUAAUAUUACUAUCAAUUCAUUAGGAAUGUUCGAUUUACUCGUUUCAGUCCCAAAACAUAUCAAUGGACAAUGG